Molecule: messenger RNA, 2283 nt
Organism: Melanotaenia boesemani (Boeseman's rainbowfish)
Lineage: Eukaryota; Metazoa; Chordata; Actinopteri; Atheriniformes; Melanotaeniidae
Gene: abraa
Product: actin binding Rho activating protein a
Exons: 2
Coding region: 47-1159 (370 amino acids)
Biological process (GO): positive regulation of transcription by RNA polymerase II; positive regulation of Rho protein signal transduction
Cellular component (GO): sarcomere
Molecular function (GO): actin binding
Source: RefSeq, a predicted model, not a curated record
CAAAAAAUACAUUUGUGAAGCGCAUCUCUUCUGAUAUUGCAUCAUCAUGAGUAGUGGCGCAACCACCACAGUUUCCCCACAGGAACCACAGGCUUUCAAACGGGCUGUGCGAAAGAUAAAAUGUGCUGCUAUGGUGGCCAACUUGGCUAAAAGCUGGCAGGGAUGGGUCAAUGAACACACAGACAAGCAAGACACCAUCCCAUGUGGCUGGAUGCCUUCAUCUCUUGAGGAGGAUGACAAAAAAGAACCCAACCAUGUGGUCAAGCUUAGCAUUACUCCAAGAGUUAUUGCAGCAGAUUCUAGCGACACCAGCGGGAGUAAAAUACGAACUUGCUCUGUGACCAAGACCGUCCAGCCAAAACGCAGCGAAUGCAGCAGCAGGAACUUUAUCAGCACCAUCCGAAACAAGAUGGAGUCAGGUCCAGAGGAGAGUAAACCAUUCCUUGGCAACGAGUCGCCAACACGGAGGCGCCAGAUGAGAGCGUUGCAGAAUUCAGAAGGAGGAGGAAUCAUCCAGGACAGGAAGUUGAUGCUGCAGGAGAAGAAGUUUGAGUCCAGAAGCAGCAGUGUGGACACAGAAGACAGCGGACUGGGGGAGGACAGCGGGCUCAGCGACAACAGUGAAUCAAAAACUGAACAGAGUGACGUCCAACCCAAAACACAGACCAACAAGCCCAAGAUUAAGGUUGCCACUAUGAAUGACAUCAAAAGCCGCUGGCAGCAGUGGUCCGAGCAACACAUGGAAGGCCAGAAGCUCAACCCCUUCAGUGAGGAGUUUGACUAUGAGUUCGCCAUGGCCCAGCGUCUCCGCAAAGGUGACUCUGGCUAUGGUCGACCCAAAGAUGGCUCCAAGACUGCUCAAAGGGGUGACCGGGCCCAGAAGCACAUCCACAGGGAGAUGGAGGAGAUGGUGUGGAUUAUCAGAGACAUGGGCUCCAAAGACAAAGAAGGCCGCACAAUCAUUACGUUUGGACGGCUCUUCGACCGCUACGUGAAGAUCUCAGACAAAGUGGUCGGCAUUCUGCUGCGCUGCCGCAAACACAAAAUGCUGGACUUUGAAGGCGAGAUGCUGUGGAAAGGACAGGAUGAUGACAUCAUCAUUACACUGAGGGAUGAAGGACAGACACAAAACUCCACCUCAGCUCAUCCAGAUGAAUGACAAGUGACACCAACCAGUAUUUGUACACAUGAAGAAUGAGAAAUAUAUUAAAUUAAAAUAUAAAACUGCAUUAUUAUGGUUCAAAGAUAAGAUUGUGCUAAGGAUACACACAACUAAAAUUAAUGUAGUAAAAGUACUCAGGAGUAAGCAGAAACAAAUCAUUCUCUUGUUUGUGUUGAAAAUGUCUGAUAUAUUACCAAACAUUUUUAUCACCAACAUUUACAUAGACUACACACAGACACACUCACUCUCCUCCCAGACUCAUUAGUUCCUUAUAUACCUGACAGAUCAGACAGUGAAGGGUAGCUAUCUUUAGCAUGCUAACCAUGCUUGCCUUGCUAACUAUGCUUCAUGCUAGACGCCUUAAGUAUCCACCACAAUGUCAGCCAUGCUAAAAAGCUUUACUCCAACUGCUGCUAAAAAAACACAAACCCAACUCUGAUUUAAUCCAAGAAAAUAACUUCAAGAUACUCUAAGAAAAAAUUAGCUAAAAGCAAGAAAACCAUUUUGACUAUGUUGUUGUAAUUAGCCAAUAAAAGUAGCAAAAAAUGUUACGUGUAAAACAAAGAAACUGCAGUAACCUAAUAAGACCAAAACUUUUUAUUAUGUUUGUUUGUCCUAUUUAUGCCUUUUGAUCUUUUGGUAGGAGAGCUUAGAUAAAUUAGCCAACUAAGGCUGAACAGCAAGUUAUAGCCAAGAACAAAGACAAAAAACUGCUAUCACAAGUUUGAUUAGCAAGUCUUUUGUUGCAGUACCUGUAGAUAGAAAUGUCUUCCACAUAUGUGCUCACACUUUUACCGACAGGAGGAAGUAUAAUUUUGCUGAUCACCUGUUAUUUCAGUUAAAAGCAGUCUUGUAAGGCAAACAUUUUAUGUACUGGACUGCUUUAAACUUCUGUGUACUCUCCAGUGAAAUGAUUGGUUAAUAUACUUUUAUUUGUCUGGAAAAUAAUUUUGUCAUAUGAACUCACAUGUUUGGGUUCUAAAGGAAAAUGACAAUAAGGUGAUGGUAAUCAACAUCAAUACUAAUCUUAAUUAUAGAGUUUAACUGCUGGCAAAUGCUUGUGUAUCAGGUGUAACAUGAGGUCGUUUUUAAAAACGUUGUGUAGUGAAAUGUAUUUGAAC